Blepharisma stoltei is the source of this 8002-nucleotide messenger RNA. The record is from the annotation of a GenBank genome assembly. Lineage: Eukaryota; Ciliophora; Heterotrichea; Heterotrichida; Blepharismidae.
AUGGAAAAGAAAACUCAUGAUUAGAUUAGAUUAGAUUAAUUAGUUUAGCGGGUCACGGAGGUUUAUUUCAGCCUCUACCCAGCGCUGCCAGCUUCAGGCUUGCGCCCUAUGCACCGGCUCUGUAGCUCUCACUCCAUUUUCUGUCGACGUCACCAAAAAAAUGGUGACGUCGCCAUCUAACAGGGAGACUCACCCAGGUACUCCUUGAUCAGGGUCUAGUGACCCGGCGCAGUCCUUUCUGGGGAGGGUGAAAAGUAGCCUCCCGGAAUCUCCUUCAGGUCCCCUAAGCUCCACUACAAGCUUCCUCACUUUCCUUCUAGUCCUGAAGUUUGACUCCUGAUUCUGCGGCUCUGGUCUUCUUGUCUUUGUGAGAGGUAAAAAACCUUGUCGUGGUGUCCCGACCAAGGUAAAAAAAACCCACCCUGGACACAAUAUCCAGGGCCCGUUUACUUCUUAGCCCCGUAGUCCCUGAGGGUACAGGAGAAGGACGGGUCGGAUGGCUCGCCAUUUUAAUUGUGUUAAACUCAUGAAGAACUUGAGAAUUUAAUGACUUUGUACUUGUCGAAUCAAAAAAUAGCUGAAGAUGAAGCUGUAAAAUAUAAAGAAAAUAAAUUAAUUUGAGCUAAAAGGAUGCUAAAAAAUAAAGAUAUACAAGAAAUACUGACACAUGCAGCACAAGAAGUAUUAUUAAUUUAGGUCUCUUUAAUUAUGUAUAGCGAUUUAGCUCAAAAGACCCAAAGAAUAAAAAAUCCAAAUAAUGAUUCUACAACAAGCUUAAAUUCACCUGACAAAGCGCAGGGGUAUAUAGAAGAACUUGCAAGAUUAGAAGAGGAGUACAAUAAAUAUACACAAAGCACGAUGAAUAUUAUGAAAAAACACUUGAAAAAGAUUGAUAAUACUAUAGCAGGAUAUUACGCAGAAGAUAACACAAGAGAUGAAAUGAUUUAUAAGGGGCUUAAAAUUAUGCAGAAUAAUCCACCAAAGUGACAUAAAGUCGUUGAAAAAUUAGAAACAAUCAAUCAAUAUGAUGUACCUUUCUUUCUUGAUAUUAGAGAUAUAAGUGUAAGAUUUACUCACUCUCUCCAUUUAAUAUGAAUACUUUAAUAGUUCGUUAUUGAUGGAUAAUUUUUUUUAAAUUUUUUAGAAUUUAUGAAAUGCUUUAGAUUUAUCACAUUUUAAAAGAUCAUUUGCAGUGAUAAAAUUCUAAGAUUUAUAUCAAUUGCUUUAUUUAAAAAGCUUUAGAAAAUAUUAAUAACUCCCCACCCCCUCCGUGAGUGAACAAAAAAAUUUUGUUCACUCACGGAGGGGGGUUAAUUUUUUUGUUUUAAAAAAAUUUAUAUAGAAAUUUUAUUAAAAAUAUUUUUUUUUUUCGAAAUUUAAAAAAAUCCUAAUUCACAAAAAUUGGAAAGCAAAUAUUAAUUUAAUUUAUAAAAUUUAUGUUUUAAAAAGCAAUUCGUUUAAAAUUAAACAGAAUUAGCUCUAGAUUUCAUUAUACUAAUUAUCAUUUAUAUAUCAAAUUUUUUUUUCCAUAAAAAUUUUUUCUAUUAAAACAUUUUUGUUCACUCACGGAGGGUGGGUUUUUGGGCAAAAAACAGCGAUUUUUCUAAUGGUUUUGUCCACUCACGGGGGGGGGAGUAAGUAUAAAUUGUAAAUGUUCUUUUUUAAUUUUAAAAAUAUAAUCUAUGCACUCGUAUAGAUUUCUCUUUAGGACUUUUACAAUGGACGGCUGAAGUGCUGGAAUAUUCAAUACUAGGGAAAUGGGCUCGAUAGCAAUUUAUAAUAGUUAUUAGUAUAGGAUGAUAUAUAAGUAAUAAUUGUUUCUAAGUCAAAAAGAAAGACAUUUGUUUACGAAACAAGUUGAAUUCGGGACCUUAUCGGAAGAGUUUGGGUUGCUAUGUAAGCGGACACUAAAAAUGGAACUGGGCAAAGAGUGAUCUGAGGAGAAAGUAGCCGAUAUGUGAAAGAAGUGCAUAAAGACUGCCUUUAUCGUGGUUCCCGGCAGUUUGGGACAGUGUAAUCUGAACUAAUCCUUGUUCCUGAGUCGCGGGAUUUUGUCGUGUUCGAUCCAUUUUUAUUGCCGACUUUGACAAGCCAAGGUAACUUGGCGAGCCUAAUUAUAAAUGAAAAUGGAAAUGAGCAACGCUACAAUACAUACAAAAUAUAUCAGUGCACCAGACAAUAGACCCUUGAAAUUUAAUAGGCAAGCAGCAAUGCUUUAAUGAUGAAAAAUCAAAAUGAAAAUAUCAACUUAUAUAGGCAUCUUUAGAUAAACAUUGUUUUUAAUUCGCUCUAUACACCUCAAUUUGCAUUUGCGGAAAGAGUUAUAGGGAUGAUAAAAUAAGUUUAACAGAGUUGAAGGAAAUGAGAUCCUUAAAAAGUUAAAUACUGUGCAAGAGUUAGAAAUGCAAGUUUAAAUAUUUUAGACAAGAUUUUUGAUUACAAUGCUCAUAUAAGCUUCUCUUACUGAGUUAUUUUUGCUGCCGAAUCCGCUUCAAGUAAUGUCUGUUAAAUGCUAACGGCAAUAAGUAUCACCCUUUACCUAUACCAGAAUUGAAUAUGCAGAUUGGAAUAUUUUGUACAAGAUUUUCAACGAUAAUUUACGCUUAAGCUUUAUUCAAUAAUUAAUUUUUGCUACCUAAUCUGCUCGAAUCCGCUUCAAGUAAUAGCUGUUAAACGCUAAAGGCAAUAAGUAUCGCCAUUUACAUAUACCAGAAUUAAAGUGGAAGUUUGAAAGUAUUUUGUACAAGAUUUCUAAUUCUAAUGCACACUUAAGCUUUAUUUAAUAAUUAACUUUUGCUGCCUAAUCCGCUCGAAUCCGCUUCAAGUAAUAUCUGUUAAAUUCUAACGGUAAUAAGUAUCGCCCUUUACAUAUAUUAGAAUUGAGCAUGCAGAUUAGAAUAUUUUAUACAAGAUUUUCAACGAUGAUCCACACUUAAGCUUUAUUCAAUAAGUACCUUUUGCUGCCUAAUCCGUUCAAAUCCGCUUCAAGUCAUAGCUGUUAAAUGUUGACGGCAAUAAGUAUCGCCCUUUACAUAUACCAGAAUUGAACAUGUAGAUUGUAAUAUUAUAUACAAGAUUUUAAACGAUAAUGCAUUCAUAAGCUUUAUUCAAUAAUUACCUUUGGCUGCCUAAUCCGCUUGCAGUAAUGGCUCUUAUAUGCUACCGGCAAUAAGUAUCACCCUUUGCAUAUACCAGAUUAAAAUGUAAAUUUGAAAGUAUUUUGUACAGGAUUUUUAAUUAUAAUACACAUAUAAGCUUCUCUUAGUGAGUACUUUUGCAGCCUAAACCGCACAAAUCCGCUUAAAGUAAUAUCUGUCAAACGCUAACGGCAAUAAGUAUCACCCUUUACAUAUUCCUUUACAUAUACUAGAUUAAAGUGUAAAAUUGAAAGUAUUUUGUACAAGAUGUUUAGCUAUAAUAUAUCUAUAAGCUUCUCUUAGUGAGUUAUUUUUGCUGCUGAAUCCGCUCUAAUCCGCAUCAAGUAAUAUCUGUUAAACGCUAACGGCAAUAAGUAUCACCCUUCACAUAUACCAGAAUUGAGCAUGUAGAUUAAAAUAUUUUAUACAAGAUAUUCAACGAUAAUCAAAAAUCUUGUAUAAAAUAUUGUAACGUUGCUUAUUUCCAUUUUCAUUUAUAAAUUAGGCUCGCCAAGUUACCUUGGCUUGUCAAAGUCGGCAAUAAAAAUGGAUCGAACACGACAAAAUCCCGCGACUCAGGAACAAGGAUUAGUUCAGAUUACACUGUCCCAAACUGCCGGGAACCACGAUAAAGGCAGUCUUUAUGCACUUCUUUCACAUAUCGGCUACUUUCUCCUCAGAUCACUCUUUGCCCAGUUCCAUUUUUAGUGUCCGCUUACAUAGCAACCCAAACUCUUCCGAUAAGGUCCCGAAUUCAACUUGUUUCGUAAACAAAUUUCUUUCUUUCUGACUUAGAAACAAUUAUUACUUAUAUAUCAUCCUAUACUAAUAACUAUUAUAAAUUGUUAUCGAGCCCAUUUCCCUAGUAUUGAAUAUUCCAGCACUUCAGCCGUCCAUUGUAAAAGUCCUAAAGAGAAAUCUAUACGAGUGCAUGGAUUAUAAUCAUUUUAUGAUAUUCUUAUAGCUUAAGAAGGAUUUGGCCCAUCUUAACUUGAGAAAAUAGAGUAAACAAAAUAUAGAUUCAAUUAUUUUAUGUGCUAAUAAAUAUUUAAAAAAUUAGACAGAGUAAUAAGAUGUUUUAACAAAAUUUUUUAUUUUUUUAAAAAUUAUAGGGUUUGACCCUCAACACCCCGACAAGGGCAGAUGAUCCCCCGCGGAAUCAUCGAGUUGGUCCGACAACACACUAAGUUGGUUGGACCAACUCGAUAAUUCCGCAGGGAAUCAUCUGCCCUUAUCGGGCUAUUGAGGGUCAAACCCUAUAUAUUUUGAGAUGUAUUUUUAUGAAUUCAUUGUAUUUGCUAGAAUUUAAAUUGAGAAGAUUUUACUCGUUAUUAAUUGUGCCUAAAUCUCCCUCAAUUGGCUAUGAUCAAAGAUUAGAAAAAUUAACUCCUUGGUUUUCGAGAAAAAUUUUUAAUAUAUUUUUAGUAAUAAAUACUUUGAUUUAUAAUUAAUGAUUAUAUAAAGAUCUUUAGCUAAGUAUAUAAAUUUAUUACAUUCAAAGACCAUUAUUUUAUAAAUCAAUAGCUUUUUCAUUUAUAAUUUGUUUCAGAAUUUUUUUUUAAAAUAAAAAAAUAAGCCCACGCUAGAGAACAGAAAAAUUUUGCAUUCUAAUUAGGGGAGUAAGAAAAAAAAAUUUAGGUAAAAUGCCAACUGUUCUAUUCGCUAUUAUAGAGAAGGAGUCAGCUAGAUGCCUGAAAAGAAGGUCUAGAGCUUGAAAAGUUAUUGGAAAGAGAAAGAAAAAAUUUUCAGAAAAAACUUGUAAUAAUGGAUUCUAAAUGAAGAAGGAAAAUCGAUUGAAUUAAAGAAAAAUCAGGGAUUUAUAUUAAAAAGUUAGAAACAACAAUAGAAAACGACAAAAGAGCCGAGAAUAUAAGCAGAGAAAGAUUUCAAAUAGUGAUUGAAGAUUUAUUAGAAGUUAUCAGGAAAAAAGAGGAAACUGAAAGCUUGAUGUCAGAUAAACUAUACCAGGAGUUUGGGGUUCUAAAUAUAGGAGCAGCGCUCUCGCAGCUCUCAAAUUUUGAAAAAUCGAAAAAAAAGCAGGAAAAAAUGAUAGAGCAAACAAAGCAAGAUCUUAAAUCAGCGAAAACCAAACUUCAAAUCGCAACCACAAAAAAUGAAGAAUCAAAUAAAGAAAUAAUUGAAAAAACACAACAAAUCACUAUGUUGGAACAAAUUAUCACAAAAUUCAUUGAUAAAAUACCAUUUUCGCCACCAGACAAAAAAAGAAUUGAAACUUUUGUUGCAGAAAAGCAAUAUCAGAAAGUCUUAUGCUUAUUCACAAAAUAGCUCACUAUCAGAAUGUUAAUUAAAAAGUUUGCAAACAAAUAUUUUACAAUAAAACUAAUAAUAUUUAUUAAAAAAGGCAUAGGUAUAUUAGCCUCAUUUAAAGUAGAAACAUCCAAAAAUGAUGAAUCAAAGUCACAUGCAAAAUCAGAAGAUGCAGAAGGAAAGAUAAGAGAGAGCCCAAGCAAGCUAUCAAAAAUCAAUGAAAAGCCAGUUAGCGAAACAGCUCCUCUUAUAAAAAAAUCACAUAAGUCUCCUAGAGCUAUCAAGACGGAAGCAAACUUAUUUAUUACAGAAAAUAAAGAAAAUGAUGCAGUCGUCUCUUUAGAAAAAGACAAUUCUAUUGAAAAUAAAUCUACUGAAAGAGUAAUAUUUAAGAUUGUAGAAGGAGAUACAAAAUCAAUAAGAAGCAGAAAUCUUAAGAAAAAACUGCUUAUGCAAUCAAUUGAAAACGAAAGCUCAGUUGAAAGCUUUGACAAGAAAGAAGGCAAAAAAUUAACAAAAUAUACCAAAAGAAGACCACAAAUAGAAAGAAUUGAAGAAGUAAAAUUACAGAAGAGAAAUAACCAUCAAGCAUUUUCUGAUGGAUUUAUCGAAUUAUUAUCAAAAGUAUAUGCAGAAAAGCAGAAACCUGAAGAUAAUAUUGCUGAAAUUUUUACUCUCCUCCCUUUUAAGAACGAGAAAUUAUGAGAAAAUGACUUUUUGAGGAAAAUUUAACGCCCUUUAAGCGAUCAAAAAUUUUUGAAUAUUUUUAAUAUAAAUUAAUUUUAAAUAUAAUAAAUAGUUGCCAUAAAGCACCCUCUAAUUGAUAAUAUAAAAUAUAAGACAGCUUGGGCUCUUAAAUUAGAUUUUCCUCCUUGCAUAUUUCCAAUUAGAUUUUUAAAAUUCAAUAAAAAUAGCCCCCAUAAGACAGGCUAUAUGUCAUUGCCAUCAAAUUGGAAUUUUCCUUGUGCGACAUUUCAGUUGAAUUUUUUUUUCUCAUGAAAAAAUUGAUCAAAUUUUAACGGUUUGCCGAACAAAUGUUUUACGAGAAAGAAUUUUCGACCAAAUUUCACACGAGGUAAAUAUUCCUAUUGAUAACUUGCAACUCUCUCGCUUAAGAAGAAGAGUUAGUAGAAUCAACAUAAUGAAAGAUAUGAAACUUGAAGACUUAUUGAAAAUUGAGCUAAAUCAGUUAAACGAGUCUUGUUAUUUGCAAGAUCUAUUAUUGAACUAUUUAGAAAAUUUACUGACAUCAAAUUAUGAUAUUUUAUGAAAAAAUAUAGCCCUUCCCAAUGAAACUAAAGAAGAGCCUCAAGUGAGCAACGAUGAAGAAAUAAAAUCAAAUUCUAUGGUAAUAUUACCAGUAAAAGAGUCACGAAAGUCUUCAAGAGAAAGCUCGAGAAGGCUAUCAAGUCAAGAGUACUAUGGAAACUGAAGAAUUGCAGCUCUCAAAUUUUUCUUGCUAGUUGAAAAAUACAUAUCAAACCAGGAAGACAUCAAAUCUCGCAUUCCUAGAAAUGUGUCUGAUCAAGUUAUCAUGAAAGGAAUUAUAGAAUCCAAUAUAUCUCAAAACGUAAAGGACGAAAUUACUAACUACUUAUCACCUUACAUUUAUAACCCAAAAUUUAAAGAACUGGUUGGAGAAAUCGCUGGCUUAUUAAACUAUGAAAAGAAGUAUAGUUAGAUAUGAUGACUAGAACGGGGCUUUUUUGGCUUGCCGGCAAGCCAAAAAGCCCCGUUCCAGUCAUCCUAUCUAACUAUAUGAAUUAUUAGAAAAAAUCAUGAAAAUCCCUAAAGAUUUCCCAAAAAACCAUUGGAAAGGCGAAAAAAAUAACAUGAUUAACCAAGUCAGAUGGGCAAAAAUAAUUACUGCAAUACGAACAAAAGAAGCAAAAAGCAUUGGAAAAAGAAUAAGUUUGGAUGAUGGUAUAAAUACAAAAUCUCUAUUAUAUAUAAUCGCAACCAACUUGAAAUAUGCAAAGAACUCGAAUAUACAUAGAAUAGGGUUCAGAAGAGAAGAUUCUGCAUUAAAAAAAUGAUCAUCAGUUGGAUCAGAAUCCUUGAUGAAUUUGAGCUUCGAAACAGAAGGCCAAACUCCAAGACACAAUGAUAGUUUCAAUACGUCAAGAGUCUACAAGCCAAAACGCACUCUUUCUAUCAAUGGAGCACUUUCUCAAUAUGAUGCAACAAAACAGAUCGAUUUAUUGCUACCGCCUAUAUCAGAGACAACUAGUUCCCCGUUUAAAUUGGAACAAAAAACAAUUUUUCCAAAUUAAAAGGAGGUUUAAUUUAUAGAAUUUGUCAAUUGUGAUAACUUUGCUUAAAUAGCAUUCUAUUUAUACUCUCCUCUUUGUACAGAACAAGCUAUAAGCAAUUUUUUUUUUGCAGCAUAAAAUUGGAUAUUAAAAUUAUUUGUGUAGAAUUUUUACUCAUACAAAAUAUUAUUUACCCAAGAAUACCCUUUUUUUCUUAUUUAAAUUGUAUGGAGUAAGGUGAAAAGAGCUGAUAAAACAUUGACAACUUUGGUCGGAGCUUAUCAAAAUGAUAUUUGGGUGAAAAAUACCCCGAGGGGAAAUGUAAGUAAAAGAAAUUUGUAUUAA